AUGGCUGUCGUGUCGGACGAGCCGAUAGAAGUGAAGUUUCGGUUAGCGGACGGAUCGGACAUCGGUCCGAACAAGUUCGAGCAGGAGGCUACUGUCUUGUCGCUGAAGGAAAAAAUCCUUUCUCAAUGGCCUGGAGAGGGGGGUCCGAAAUCGGUGAGCGAGAUUACUCUCAUUAACGCCGGGAGAUUGCUGGAGAAUACUAAGACUCUGUCGGAGUCCCGUGUUCCCGUGAGCGAAAUCGUAGGCACUCCGAUCACAAUGCAUGUCGUCGUCCAUCCAGCUCAAGCAGACAAAACCACAGCAACACAACAACCAGCCGAUGCAGCAUCUGGCAGAUGUGGUUGCACCAUUCUUUGA
Messenger RNA from Closterium sp. Naga37s-1, 357 nucleotides. Lineage: Eukaryota; Viridiplantae; Streptophyta; Zygnematophyceae; Desmidiales; Closteriaceae. The record is from the annotation of a GenBank genome assembly.